Molecule: messenger RNA, 2302 nt
Organism: Pungitius pungitius (ninespine stickleback)
Lineage: Eukaryota; Metazoa; Chordata; Actinopteri; Perciformes; Gasterosteidae
Product: histone H3
Exons: 1
Coding region: 14-424 (136 amino acids)
Cellular component (GO): nucleosome
Molecular function (GO): structural constituent of chromatin; DNA binding; protein heterodimerization activity
Source: RefSeq, a predicted model, not a curated record
AGACGAGUCGAUCAUGGCACGAACCAAGCAGACCGCCCGUAAGUCCACCGGAGGCAAAGCCCCCAGGAAGCAGCUGGCCACCAAGGCUGCCCGUAAGAGCGCCCCGGCCACCGGCGGCGUGAAGAAACCUCACCGUUACAGGCCCGGUACCGUGGCUCUGAGAGAGAUCCGUCGCUACCAGAAAUCCACGGAGCUGCUGAUCCGCAAGCUGCCCUUCCAGCGUCUGGUGAGGGAAAUCGCUCAGGACUUCAAAACCGAUCUGCGCUUCCAGAGCUCUGCUGUUAUGGCUCUGCAAGAGUCCAGCGAGGCUUACUUGGUGGGUCUGUUCGAGGACACCAACCUGUGCGCCAUCCACGCCAAGAGGGUCACCAUCAUGCCCAAAGACAUCCAGCUGGCCCGUCGCAUCCGCGGAGAGCGAGCUUAAACCUUUUGAUUCUCCUCACACAACAACGGCUCUUUUAAGAGCCACCACACUUUGUCAAAAGAACUUGAUUCAUUUUGUGGCUCUCAGUCUGCAUAAAGAAAGCAGAUAAAUGAAGAAUGACUAAUAGUUCUGAAUUGACAUUCUAGUCAUUCUAAAAAGUUUAUUUCCAAAGAAUUGUUAAUGGAGCUUCCACAGAAUAUAUAUGAUUGAACCAUUAGAUCUUCUGAUACGAACACCAAACACUUGGCUAGUGAGUUAUAAAUCUACCCUAAUGGGGAUAUCAGAACCGUGGUUUUUUAUGCAGUGAUGCUUGUGGUAAUAAUUUGCAGAAGUACGGGAAUACAUUUUGUUUUAAUAUAAACUGAUGCCGCAGAUCAUGUGUGGUAGAAGCACAACUUUGCUGUUUUAUAUGAAUAAAUGAAUGAACUGGUCUGUUUGCAGCACAGUGUUUGUAAGAGCCCAAAGUGUGUGUGUUGUUUAAUUGGACCUCCUUAUGUUGAGGACGUAUUGUAAUUGGAAAUAUGUUGACGUGACGCACCAUUUACCGCGUCAUGUUUUACCAACAGGUGAUUCCCGAUAGGAGCUGAUUAGGCACUUGUGCAGUUUUUCUACCAUGUGACGGAAUGUUUUAUUUUGUGUAUUUAAUAAACUUUAUUUAAUGCGUCAAUCUGAACAAACGUAAGAUCUCUUGUCAUUCGCGUCAAAAAAACAAAUUAAAUGCGCCCGCAGCUCAAUAGCGGCUUAGAAAUGCAUGUCUGUCAAAGGAACGCCGCUAUAGUGUUUAUUCAUGUGUUAGAAUCUCACACUAUCAACAGGUAUCUAAGUAUUAAAAAUGUUCAGAGGUUAUAAUAAAAAGCACUUCAGUGGGCCAUGAUUGUUUUUUUGCCCAUUAUGUUGGUGUAAAACCUUCAUUGAUGUUAAAUGUGGGGCCUUUAUCAUAUUCAAAAAGUUGUUAAAUUUGGAAUGGAUAUCUGGACUGGUUGAAAGUCUUUUGGUCUCACAUUAGCGUAUAAAUAAUUGUCUCUAUUGCACCCUCUAGAAAUUUAAAAAAGACCACACUAGGCCAGUUUCCGCCCCCGAUGUCCAAUCAACUUGAAAGUUGGCACAAAGGUGCUCUUCGGCAUGCUCUACAAAAAGUCAUUCAUGGUAUGCAAAUGCACCUAACUAGAUGUUCCGCCAUUUUGAAAUUAGUGAAAAAACACAUUCUUGGGAUUUUCUCCUAAACGCUAAGUUUGAUUGUCAUGAAACCUUUGGUGGAUGGUUAUUGCUUCAAUGUGCCCUUGAUAUAUCAGAAAUGUACUGAUAACUCAUUGUUUUGAUGAAAUAUGGGCUUAUUAACUUUGCAAGGGGUGUGGCUUAAUCUGUCAGAUUUUUAACUUCCAAAUGACUUGGCCUGCCCUCACCGACAUAGCAUGUGAAACCAUUGAAGCCCUGAGCACACCCACAUUUCUUCAUAAUUUUUGAAGAAUAGAGGGCGCUGUAAUUAAUGUUAGAAAAUCUGCCUUUUUGGCCUGUUUUUUGCCUAUUUUCAUAAUUUCUUGCAACUGUAAAAGACCAAACUCCUCCCAGGGAUUAAACCCGAUUCUUUUCAAAUACACGCAGUGUGUUCUUGAGACCUUGGCUUCUAAUAGUCGCAUUUUGCCAGAAGAAAUAUUAAACUAUAUGCAUAGGGGGCAAUUUUGAAGUUGAAUUACACACCUUCUAUUUAUAACCUGAAAAUGAUUUUAACGGAAACCGUACAGCUCAUGAAAGGUAUUUUGAGAGGCUUUCAUUUUGGAAUGGUAGAUCAGAAUGCCCUGGUUAUGUGUUGACAGAACAGGUCUAAGAACAUGAUAAUGUUAAAGAUAAUGUUUGCAAGGAGUGCAAGGAGAAGAGUGG